This is a messenger RNA of Thermothielavioides terrestris NRRL 8126, 918 nucleotides long. RefSeq lists its product as uncharacterized. Lineage: Eukaryota; Fungi; Ascomycota; Sordariomycetes; Sordariales; Chaetomiaceae. The record is from RefSeq and is a predicted model, not a curated record. The transcript is spliced from 2 exons. The annotation marks the transcript as partial.
CUCCUCAUCUCGAUUCUCUCAUACCUCCCCACAGAAACUCUCGUGCCGCUCAUCAUGGUCAGCCACCGCUUCUACGCGGCCACGAUCCGGAUCCUCAAGGACCGGCUCAACCGCGCCACCUCCCGGCCGGACCAGCGCCUGAUGCUCGAGUGCUACCACCCGACCGAGAAGCUCUACACGCCGUACCUCUACUGCAACUACCUGUACACGGACAGCUUUGACGCCGUCGAAGCCGCGGCCGAGGGCGCCGCGCCGCGACUGCGCUCCUCCGUGGGAAGGACCACCACCGACGCCGGUGGUGGAGGUGGUGGUGCUGGUGGUGGCCUGCGGGGCAUCUACUCGCAUUUUCGGCCGGUGAGCCACGACGAGACCGCGCCGCGCAGCAGCAGCAGGGCGCGGGCGCGCAGCAACGGCAGCGGAGGCGGCGGCGGCCGACCCGCCAUCGACAUCUACCUCGACCCGGACGAGCUCUUCUCGCAGCUGUGCGCCAUCACCAACCUGGUGCGGCUGGGGCCCAAGCCGGGCCUGUUCCGCAGCCACGUCAACGUGGUGGACGGGCUGGCGCGCGUGUGGCGCGGCUGGUUGGCUGCGGAGGCGGCGACGGCGACGGCUACGGCGACGGGGGCGGGGGCGGCAGCGGCAGCCGGGGGAGCCGGAGCCGGGGUAAGCGGCCAGCACGAAUCGGUCUUGUGGACCGACGCAGCGCGUGACGUCGGGCUGCGCUUCCGCGUCGCGGAGAAGGACAUCCGCGCGGAGCAUCCCGUGCUGGUGGCCAGCGACGAGGAGCUGCCGGUCGCGUACCGGCUGGAGUUCGAGGAGCUCCUGCUGCGCAGCACCACGCUGCUGGCCAUGGUGGAGAAGUCGGAGGUGCAGGUCGUCGCGGCCGAAGGGAAGGCCAUCGUGCUUGCGUCGUUCUGA